CACUCAUUGGAUGAAUGCCAUUCUGGGAUAAAUCACCAUCUCAGGGUUGAGUUUGAUGUCAGUAACUGUUAUCUCUCAGCGGUAGUCGAUUAAAAUAUGUUGAUAAACAUGUCACCGUGCGGCUCAACUUUGGAGGAACAGCUUUCGUCUAUAAUGGACGUACUUGCGAAAGCGGCUGUAUCUGAAAUUAGCCAACUGUUCUCUGAUGGGUCUGCUACUCUUCGAUUACAAAUAACUCAGAGCCGCGAAGAAAACGAAGCGCUGAGGACGAGAAUGAAGGAGAUGAGGAGUGAGCUGUUUUCUUUGCGUCUUCAAACUAGAACGAUUGCAUCGCAUGCGGCAAGUCGUUUUGCCCUGGCUCGAGCCAACACCUGCACACCACGGACUAUAUCACUGGGAAAUGAAGACUGCGAAGCCUUUGGAGAUGGCAGCACAAAGCGUGGCGCCACCUUGGAUAGUCUGCAUGUGGACCCCCCUGGCUCCUCCCAUGUGUCCAGUCACAACAAGGAGUUGCGGAUCCUCAGUGUCCACGGACAAGGCGAGGGACCACUGGCAGUGGACGGCCAUGACACCCUCUUCACCACGUCCAAACUGGAAGCCCUGUACUCACCGUCUGCGCAUUACAGUGUGGCCAAGAGCCUGGACGUUGGCGAGCAGCUUGUCCGCCGUAUGGAGUUGACUGUGCAGGUUGGAAAUCAUCUUUACAUUCAUCAUCCAACACAGCAGACCCCAGACACCAUUUUAAUCAAGGAUGAAGAAGAUAUUGGUGGAGGGCUGCCCGCUGUAGAAGUCUGCAAUGACAUUAGAGACUGCAGCACAACUUCAGAUAGCCUGCAUCCAGACGCCACUGGCUCCUUCCAUAUGUCCAGUCAUAACAGGGAGCUGCGGAUCCUGAGUGUCCACGGACAAGGGGGAGGGCAACUGGUGGUGGACAGCCAUGACACCCUCUUCACCGCGUCCGAAGUGGAGGCCCUCAGCUCACUAUCCAUGGACCACAGUGUAGCCAAGAGCCUGGACUGCAGCGAGCAGAUCGUCCACUGUGAAGAGCAAACUGGGUCUCGGGGCGGCCGCAAGGGCCAGCCCUGUGUCUUGUGUGGCAAGGUUUUUCCCAGCAAUUCCAAGAUGACCAUCCACAUGCGUACCCACACCAGCGAGAAGCCCUACAGGUGUGCCCAAUGCAUGAAGCGCUUCAGUCAGAGCUGCAACCUAAAGAUCCACAUGAGUACUCACUCCAGGGAGAAGCCCUACAGGUGUGACCAAUGCAUGAAGGGCUUCAAACGGAGCAAUGACCUCAAGAUCCACAUGAGGAUUCACUCUGGGGAGAGACCCUACAGGUGUGACCAAUGCAUGAUGUGCUUCAGGCAGGGGUGCCACCUGAAGAUGCACAUGGGUAUUCACUCCAAGGAGAAGCCCUACAGGUGUGACCAAUGCAUGAAGCGCUUCAGACAGAGCUACGACCUGAAGAUCCACAUGAGGAUUCACUCCGGGGAGAAGCCCUGCAUGUGUCUCCAGUGCAAGGCCAGCUUCAGCGACCCGAGAUAUUUGCGUCUACACAGGAUCAAUGCGCACGGCAAUGAGGUGCUUUUACAAGAAUCGAAAUCGGUGGACGAAAAGGUUCACGUCCUGGCGACACCCUGGCCGGUAAAACCGAGACCUGAGUCUGCGAAGGGUCUUGGAGACCCCGAAUCGGCCCGCCACCACCGAGCCAUAGACAAGCUGAAGGUCACAGGGCCACAGCUGGCGAGAAUCCAGGCGCUAGGGGACCCUGUGGUGGCCCCCUGGGACCUGCCAGCAUUGAUAGGAGGUGGUCUCGGAUGGUCGGAUGAGGAUGGGGUCUUGGCUCUUGUCAUGGCGGAGCUGCUGGAGGUAAAGCUUGGACCUGGGAAGGUCCCCCAGAGCCUCCCGCUUGGUCAACAGGACCAGUCCAAUGAUGAAAGGGUCCUGGAUGUUGGCCAGCCAGAACCGGUGGUCCGUGCUGUUGAAAUAACUCAGAGCCGCAAAGAAAACGAAUUGCUGAGGACGAGGAUGAAGGAGAUGGGGAGUGAACUGUUUUCUUUGCGGCUUCAAACAAGAUCGAAUGCAUCACGUGCGCCAAGUCGUUUUGCCCUGACUCGAGACAACAUCAGCAAACCACGGACUAAAUCACUGGGAAUUGAUCUAAAGCCCCUGAUGGACCAUAAUGCGGUUGGACAUUCCCCUUUUCAUUCACCAUCCAAAAGUGAGGCUUCCUCAGUUACAAGUCCAGCAGAGCAGGAGACCCCCAACAUCAUUUUAAUCAAGAUUGAAGAGGAUAUUGGGGGAUGCAGGCCAGCAAAAGACUGUGAUGCCUUUGGAGACCGCAGCACGCAGAGCGCAGCCACCUUGGAGAGUCUGCCUGUGGGAACCCCGGGCUCCUCCCACGUGUCCAGUCAAAACGCGGCGCUACGGAUCCUGAGUGUCCACGCACAAGGGGGGGGGCAACUAGUGGUGGAAGGCCAUGACAUCCUCUUCACCGCUGCCGAAGUGGAGUCCCUGAACUCGCUGUCUGCGGACUGCAGCGUGGCCAAGAGCCUGGACUGUGGCAAGCGGUUAGAUUGCCGCAAACAGCUGGCUGUUCAGGAGACCCAAGACACCAUUUUAAACGAGGAGGAAGAGGAUAUUGGUGGAUGCAUCCCACCUGUAGAAGACUGCAAUGACAUUAGAGACUGCAGCACACAGCCUGGCGCCACCUCGGAUAGUCUGCAUCCCGAUGCCCCUGGCUCCUCCCACAUGUUCAGUCCAGUUCACUCCAGGGAGAAACCCUACAGGUGUGAGCAAUGCAUGAAGGGCUUCAAACGGAGCUACGAACUGAAGACCCACAUGAGGAUUCACUCUGGGGAGAAGCCCUACAGGUGUGACCAAUGCAUGAAGCGCUUCAGUCAGAGCUUCAACCUGAAGAUCCAUAUGAGGAUUCACUCCAGUGAGAAGCCGUACAGGUGUGACCAAUGCAAGAAGGGCUUCAAACGGAGCUACGACCUUAAGAUCCACAUGAGGGUUCACUCCGGGGAGAAGCCCUACAGGUGUGACCAAUGCAUGAAGCGCUUCAGUCAGAGCUUUAGCCUGAAGAUCCACAUGAGGAUUCACUCCAGGGAGAAGCCCUACAGGUGUGACCAAUGCAUGAAGAGCUUCAGUCAGAGCUGCCACCUGAAGAUCCACAUGAGGAUUCACUCCAGGUAG
This is a messenger RNA of Gadus morhua (Atlantic cod), 3195 nucleotides long. RefSeq lists its product as uncharacterized. The coding region runs from base 97 to 3195 and encodes 1032 amino acids. Gene Ontology annotation, molecular function: DNA-binding transcription factor activity, RNA polymerase II-specific; RNA polymerase II transcription regulatory region sequence-specific DNA binding. Gene Ontology annotation, cellular component: nucleus. Gene Ontology annotation, biological process: regulation of transcription by RNA polymerase II. NCBI's taxonomy places the organism in Eukaryota, Metazoa, Chordata, Actinopteri, Gadiformes, Gadidae. The transcript is spliced from 13 exons. The record is from RefSeq and is a predicted model, not a curated record.